Molecule: messenger RNA, 3612 nt
Organism: Epinephelus fuscoguttatus (brown-marbled grouper)
Lineage: Eukaryota; Metazoa; Chordata; Actinopteri; Perciformes; Serranidae
Gene: dhx30
Product: DEAH (Asp-Glu-Ala-His) box helicase 30
Exons: 19
Coding region: 24-3533 (1169 amino acids)
Cellular component (GO): nucleus; intracellular anatomical structure; cytoplasm
Molecular function (GO): ATP binding; G-quadruplex RNA binding; DNA helicase activity
Source: RefSeq, a predicted model, not a curated record
AAGAAGAAUUUGUAGUUUUAAAGAUGGCGCUGCCCGGCGGUCUACUCGUGCGGCUCAGAGCGCUGUGUAAUGUUUCCAAAUGUGUUCAUACAGGAGGCAAAACAGCGUCGAACUGGGGUAGAGGCAUGCGGUGGUACAGAACAAACCCUCGGAGCUUUGACGAAGACGGGACAUCACAUUUACAGACCAAAGGAGGUAACGUGAGCCAAAACCUCUUGAAGGAGUUUCCAGAACCUAAAAUGCUCUUGAAUAACACCAUUUCCCGUUCACUGGGAGUCAGCGACCUGUCCCAGUUCAUCCAGUACAGCUGCACGGAAAAUGAGGGCGUCAAGAAAGCCACUGUCACACUACAGUGGCCCUGCAAGAUUGAAGAAGAGGGUUUUGCCUCCAAGAGGGUGGAUGCAGAACGAUUUGCUGCAGCUGCUGCUUGUUUCAAGCUCAGAGAAAUGGGUUUCAUUGGUCCAGAUAAUCAGCUACCCAGGAAGGGAGCUGGCAGGCAAAGCAGCAGGCUACAGUCACUACUUUAUGAUAACUUGGAGGACUCGCAGACAGUAAAUGCACCCAUGUCUACAAUCAAGGCAGAUGAACAGAAACAAUGGCUGCCUCCCGAUGAAGACUUCUCCACUAUCUCUGAAGCUUGUUCCCUGUUUCCACAACCUAAAUCUCUCCUCACCAGGGUCCUUCAGGUGGCCACGUCAUCCAACAGAAUCAGGGAGCAAAUACAAGUCAAAAUAACAGGAGGGAAGCUGAAGAAGUGUUUUGUAACACUGCACUGGCCAGAGAAGAUGACGUUCUACGCCACAGCGGGGAACCGAGUGACAGCAGAGAAGAGAGCUUUAGCUCUCGCCUGCAUGAAACUGAAGGAGCUGGAGCUGCUGGAUAAGAACAACAACCCACUGACUCACGCCAGUUACCAUCGAGAGAAGGUGAAGGAGGCAGGACAGCGAGAGAGACGCCCCCUCCCCCUGGAAGUCCCAGAGUACCUGGAGGAACACAUGAGAGACUACCUCGCACAGUACCCAGUUGCAACAGAAGUACAGAAGGUUUGGGAAGAGGAAGAGGCGAGAGGACAGCAGACAGUAAACGAGGAGAAUGAGGAGGACAAAGAGGAGGAGUUGACAGACGCCAUCACAGGCAGGCCAUUCAAACCUCUGUCUAAACACGAGGCGCGGCAGCUCAGCGCCCGUCUGCAGGAGCAUUGGGAGAGCGCCAACCCUGGGCUGAGCGUGGAGCUCCCGGUCGAUGCCCACCGUCAGCGCGUGAUCUCGGCAGUGCAGUCGUCCAGGGUGGUUGUGAUCGAUGGCGAAACGGGCUGUGGGAAAACAACACGGAUCCCCCGCUUCCUGCUGGAGGAGGUUGUGGCAGAUGGCAAGGGGGCCGAGUGCAACAUCCUGGUGACCCAGCCUCGCCGGAUCAGCGCCGUGUCUGUGGCACAUCGCGUUGCUCAUGAGAUGGGUCCAGUUCUGAGAAAAUCUGUGGGAUAUCAGGUGAGACUUGAGAGCCGACCACCAGAGCAGAGCGGAGGAGCCUUGCUCUUCCUCACAGUGGGCGUCCUGCUGAGGAAGCUGCAGUCGAACCCGUCCCUGAAGGGAAUCAGCCACGUGGUGGUGGAUGAGGUCCACGAGAGGGACAUUAACACAGACCUGCUGCUGGCUCUGCUGCGCACCAGCUUAAAGGAGAACCCUGAUCUACGAGUGGUGCUUAUGAGUGCCACUGGGGACAAGGAGAGGCUGUCUGACUACUUUGGGGGCUGCCCGAUUGUUAAGGUGCCUGGAUUCAUGCACCCGGUGAAGGACAGAUACCUGGACGACGUGCUGAGAGAGAUGGGACGCACACUGCCAGUCGGGAAUGGAGUGGAGACAGACAAGCAGGGGGAAAGAGAUGAUGUUGCUCCAGAUGUAGAUUUAGUAGCUGAUGUAAUCGAACACAUUGACAAACAUGGAGAGCCAGGUGCAGUGUUGUGUUUCCUCCCUGGAUGGCAGGACAUCAAGGCUGUCCAAGAGAUACUGGAGGGGAGGCCCCACUUUUCCUCUGGCUCACAGAUGAUCUUGCCCCUGCAUUCUAGUUUAUCAGUAGCAGACCAGCAGGCAGUGUUCCAGCGCCCCCCAGUGGGCCAGAGGAAGAUUGUCCUCGCCACUAACAUCGCUGAGACCUCAAUCACCAUAGACGACAUCGUCCAUGUUGUGGAUACGGGAACUCACAAAGAACAGAAUUAUGACCCACGCACUAAGGUCUCCUGUCUGGACACAGUUUGGAUAUCUCGUUCUAAUGUCACUCAAAGAAAAGGGAGAGCAGGGCGAUGUCAGCCGGGACAGUCCUACCACCUGUUCCCACGAAAGCAGCUGGAAUCCAUGACUCCCUUCCCGAUCCCUGAGAUCCUGCGCACACCACUGCAGAGUUUAGUCAUGCAGGCCAAAAUCCACAGCCCUGACAGCAAGGCUGUAGAUUUCUUGUCCCUAGUGUUGGACAGUCCAGAGCAAGCAGCUGUGAGAGAUGCUGUUCAAAAUCUUCAAGACAUUGGAGUCCUGGACAAGACCGAAGCCCUGACGCCUUUAGGAGAGCGUGUCGCCUGCAUGUCAUGUGACCCUCGUCUGGGCAAAGUGCUGGUCCUGAGCGCCAUGUUCAGAUGUGUUCUGCCCAUGCUGUCUGUAGCUGCCUGUCUGACCAGAGACCCUUUUCACAACAGCCUGCAGAACAGAGCAGCUGUUGUCAAGGCAAAAGAGGCUCUGAGCGACUCCAGCUACAGCGACUAUUUGGUGUUCAUAAGAGCUGUGCUGGGCUGGAGGAAAGCUCAGUUUGAGGGGGACAGAGAGGACAAGGUCGAUUAUCUGAGCAAAUACAUGCUGUCCAAGUUCAGCCUUCGAUUUAUCAACGGUCUCAUCUCUCAGUUCAGCGAGAACCUGUAUGACGCCGAGCUGGUGCCUCUUGCAAAUGAAUGCCAGCGUCAGACUUCUCUCUACAACAAGCACAGCAACCAGGACGAGCUGCUUAAAGCUGUACUGCUGGCUGGACUCUAUCCCAACCUCAUUCAGGCAAAGAAAGGUGUUGUGACCAAAGGAGGGCGCUUUCGCCCCAACGAUAUGGUUUUCCGCACAGUCAGUGGGCCAGUACUGCUUCACCGGUCGUCAGUGAACAGAGGAAAAGAACUCCCGAGUCGCUGGUUGACCUUCUUCAGCGCUGUGCAGUCCAACGGGAACGUUUUCGUCAGAGACUCUUCUACAGUCCAUCCUCUCGCCCUGCUGCUGCUGACAGACUGUGACAUCACAGAGACAGUGAACGGCGACAGAGUGGAAGUAUCAUUUCCUGGACGCUCUCUGGUACGCUGUGAGUUGCCACUUGAGACCUGGGAGCUGCUGUGGGAGCUACGCACUUCCAUUCAGACCAUGCUGUACCGCAACCUCAGCAAUCCCAGCAACGCAGCGGCCAACUCCGCUCAAGACGGAGAGCUCAUCUCUUUACUCGUAGAGCUGCUCAACAAUACAAACUCAAACCCUUUUGUUCAGAGCAACAACAGUGACAGCGAGGUGGAUUAAAGACACAGAACACUCUCAGCGUGUGUGUGUGUGUGUGUGUGUGUGUGUGUGUGUGUGUGUGUGUGUGUGUGUGUGUUGG